AGGAGUACUAUUUACAUCUCGACAAACAGGCCAUGCUUUGUUUGAACAUUGACCAAACACGCAACGACUACAAGGUGUGACAAGGAGUGUUGUGACCAAUGGGUAACAAUACCGGACCCCAUUGAGUUUGAAGUGAGUGGUGUCUUGUCCUUAAAAAACAGUCUUUAAUUCAAGGAUAUGAUUCAUGGCGAGAUCCUGCAUUGAUUUUCCAGGAAACUAGCAAACCUUUUGGGACAGUUGUGCUUCCCAGCCUGUAUAUGUCUAUAAUUGACUUAGCAAAAAAGGCGCUAGCCAGAUAAGGGAGGCGCAAGCAACAGCUGAUCACAGUGGCGAACCACUGCAGCUCGUGCACACCUACUCCCGCGCGCUCUCGGAAACUUAUGGAAACUAGUUGGGAUACUCUAAAAGUGUGGGCAACACGUGGUGUUUCUUGGGUGUAAAAGUAUGUUCCCGAAGUGGUUGAUACAUAUUAGAGAUACCAAGUGGUUACAUCAUUGGCAAAAAAUGGUAUCUCAGUGAACACACAAGUUAUAGAGAUAUGUUUCUGCGAAACCCGACAGGCGAGUAGGUGGUGUACCCCGAGGUUAGGCCCUACACGGGAGCUUAUUUUUGACACCCACGUGGGAGCUUUUUGUGACGCUCCGUCCCUACACGAUCGACUGUGGUGACGCCACGGCCCCACGAGGGAGCUUUGUGGUAACGCCCUGGUCUCAUCUUUUCAGGGCUAUAUAACAUGGGUAGGGCUGCAGGCUCUUCCAACUAGUUAUGCAAAUGGAUACUUCUCCAACUGAGCAAAGACCGAUCAAGCAGUCGUUCUUCGGUUCCCUGCGCCGUGACGCCCACUGGAAAUGUCUAAUUCUGACCGUCCUCAUCUGCGGUUGCCUUGGUGCCAUCGCGUGGUGUCGUGUGGCCAUCAUUACGACCGUCGUUGUUAGUUAUUACGGCUCACGCCGGUCGGACAAGACCAUCACACAGUCGAGUCCUUGUGAGGACGGAUACAUCUACAUCCCUGUGGCGUUCGUUAUCAUGCUGUACUUGGUCUAUUUGGUGGAGUGCUGGCACAGCCACACGCGUAUUGAGUUACACCACAAAGUUGACGUGGGUACCGUGUACGAGAAAAUCAGUAAUAUGCGUAAUGCCAUCCCAAUCCUGUGGUGGAAGGCACUGUGCUACCAUUACGUCAGAAAAACGCGUCACGUCACCAGAUACAGGAAUGGAGACUCCUUCACAACCACGCAAGUGUAUUACGAGCGCAUUAACUCGCACACAGCGGGCUCGGCCUUCAAUUUUUCUCAGUGUGGGAUCAAAGAUAUGUCGUCCAUACCAUUCGGUCUAGAGGACUAUCCGGCCACCAAGAUUAAGUUCAGCAAGGGUUUCUCGUUCGCUUCAGUUGACGCCGAGUGUGAAUUCGAUGAACAACGGAGUCGCUUCUUUCGUGAGAAUGAACGACGGGACGACUACAUGGAAACUAGAGAAGGCAUGGACCUUCUUAAUGUGAAUUUCAAGGAAUAUAUGAUAACUUUUGCUGACCCCAACAAUCUGCCUUGGUAUGUGUCUCAUGUUAUAUUUUGGAUUGCCUCUUGUUUGCUAAUGUCUUGGCCAUUGAGAGUCAUCAUCGAAUUUAAGACUGCAUAUGUUCACUAUCACGUGCACAAAGUGUUCGGGACGAAUUACGUGGAAUGUGAGCCGCCAGAUCCUAUAGCACAGCUAACUAGAGUAAAUACAAUGACAAGCACCGAUCUUGAGUUUACUAUUCAGAACAAUUAUGCACUUGUGCCAAGUUAUUCUGAAGCACUCUUAAUGGCUUCCAAUGGGACUUACGAAGUUCCUGAUGCAAACGGUAACGUGACGUCUCCCAUAUAUGGUGCUAAGCGGAGCGUGACGUACGGGUCGCUCUCGUCUGCUACCAAACAGGAUGCCUUGCAAAGACUGCCAUCUGGCCCGAUUUCUCCAUCACUCAGGCGUUGUCAUAGCUACACGAUAGUGAAUGGCGGACUUGUUAUUCAAAAUGAUAUGCAAAUCGAUCUCAGAUUUCCUAGCCGUCCUAGAAGAAAAUCGCGCCUACUCAUCGGUCCCUGGAGGCGGGAUGAUACAUCUAGCAACCCCAUUAGUUCCCCGUCAUCUCCACAGGAGUGCAUGGUAGCCAUUAACACACAAACAUCCACUGUUCGUGUUCUAGGCCUAAACAGGUCACCAAGGACAAAGUCAAAGAGUAAUCCAGAGACAAGUACCGUGCGAUCACUUAACUUAGAAAGAAGGACAUGCGCUUUCCCCCUGAGAUCGCCAAGUGCACAUUCCAUGGGUCCUUCGAUGGUUCGGUCUGCGCGGUCGGGGCUUUCGGAGGACUCCCUCCCAUGUUAUGAUGACGCCUUGUCGAUGGACACGCCUUUAUUCGAGAACGAAAACGACAGUGCAUUUAGCUCAAGACUGAUUCGCACGGAGAGUGCUAGACAGCCUAGCACAUCCCAGAGACAACAGUGUAGGACCAUCAUGGAGACAUCUCUCUAGCCGUUGUGUGUCGAGCGUGUGUGUGUUGUAUUAAUGUUUAUUAUAGUCUGAUUUCAUAUGCGGAUGCAGAAUUUAUAUUAAA
This is a messenger RNA of Mizuhopecten yessoensis (Yesso scallop), 2590 nucleotides long. Its product is annotated as transmembrane protein 151B-like. Bases 766 to 2508 code for a protein of 580 amino acids. The record is from RefSeq and is a predicted model, not a curated record. Lineage: Eukaryota; Metazoa; Mollusca; Bivalvia; Pectinida; Pectinidae. The transcript is spliced from 2 exons.